Messenger RNA from Cucurbita pepo subsp. pepo (vegetable marrow), 1435 nucleotides. Its product is annotated as putative pectinesterase 63. Gene Ontology annotation, biological process: cell wall modification; pectin catabolic process. Lineage: Eukaryota; Viridiplantae; Streptophyta; Magnoliopsida; Cucurbitales; Cucurbitaceae. The record is from RefSeq and is a predicted model, not a curated record. Gene Ontology annotation, molecular function: pectinesterase activity.
ACCCCCACCAAGGAGAGUUUCGGGAGAAAUGUCUCGGCCAGCCGUUGCUUCAUCUUUUCCGGCGACGGUGGCGCUCGUACUGGCGGUGGUCCAACUCAUCACCAUACUUAUUCCUGCAGCCAUUGUCGUCGAAGCUCGCACGAAGACGAUUCCGGCAGAGCCAUCGCAGCUCGACGAAUGGAUCGCACACAACAUGAGAGAGUACCGUCAACGGAAGGCGAACGAGACAGGAGCCAAGACGCUGGAUCCGCGGCUUGCUAAGGCGGAGGAUUGCGCUCGAAUCAUCACCGUUAAACAAGACGGACAAGGAAAUUUCUCAACGAUCACUCAAGCGAUCGAGAGCAUUCCGUCCGGAAAUCGUGAGCGAGUGGUGGUGUGGAUCGGCGGUGGAACUUACCGCGAGAAGAUCACGAUCGAUUCUUCGAAGCCGUUCGUGACGCUGUACGGUCAGACAGGAAAAAUGCCGGUCAUAUCGUACGACGGAACGGCGUCGGAAUUUGGUACAGCCGAGAGCGCGACGGUGGCGGUGGAAUCGGAUUAUUUCGUCGCCGUCAAUGUUGCGUUUGUGAACUCAGCUCCAAUGCCGGAUGCAGGAAGAACAGGAGGACAAGCAGUGGCAAUGAGGAUAUCAGGGGAUAAGGCAGCAUUCCACCACUGCCAAUUCAUAGGGUUUCAGGACACUUUAUGCGAUGACAGAGGCAGACAUUUUUUCAAGGAUUGUUACAUCGAAGGCACUGUGGACUUCAUCUUUGGAAAUGGCAAAUCCCUCUACUUGAAAACAGUAAUAAACUCAGUGGCGGAAGGGACAGGAGUGAUCACAGCUCAAGCAAGGGAGAAUUCCACAGACGACAGCGGCUUCACAUUUGCAUAUUGCAACAUCACUGGAACUGGAAACACCUAUUUGGGAAGAGCAUGGAAGGAGAGAACUCGUGUGGUUUUUGCUUACACUUACAUGGGAACACUCAUUAACACCCAAGGAUGGUCCGAUAAAAUGCAGGGAACCGAACCUCGAAAGAGUAUGUACUACGGUGAGUACAAAUGCAAAGGACCCGGGGCAGACAGCACGGGACGAGCACACUACACGAGAAUACUCACGGACUACGAAGCGAAGGCGUUUUUGAGUAUGACUUAUAUCCAUGGAAACAAAUGGGUUCUACCACCUCCAAGGCUGUCCCUUCUCCCGGUGUCAUCUCAAUGCCAUGGCUGAUUAUGUUGUCUCGUGUUUCUUUUUGGAUAAAGUUUUGGUUGAUUCUUGUUGUUGUUGUACCAAACCGAUCAAUUUCUUGAGCUUUCCAGGAAGCCUCUCCUCUCUCUCAGUUGAUCUCUUCUUUUAAUCAUUUAUAUGUUCUUACAUUUACAAACAAUGCUGCGCGCAGUUUUGCAAGUUUAGGCAAAAAUAUGAUCAUGAAUGGGCCUUUGCCCACGCAUUUGUGUA